AUGUCAGCUUCCAAUGUGUCUCAGACAUGCAAGGAUUACAGCUUCAACCACCACCUCCUCCUGCCUGGCUACGUCCUGAUCUUCGUGACAGGCCUGGUGCUGAACGUGCUGGCCCUGUGGAUAUUCGUCCGCUACCUGCGCCUCAAGUCCGUGGUGAUGAUCUACAUGUUCAACCUGGCCCUCAGCGACCUCGCCUUCACCCUCCCCCUGCCCCUGCGCCUCUUCUACUACUCCAACCACCACUGGCCCUUCGGCAACACCCUGUGCCAGGUCUCCGGCUCCGUCUUCCAGAUCAACAUGGACGGCAGCUGCCUCUUCCUCCUCUGCAUCAACCUGGACCGCUACGUCGCCAUCGUCCACCCGCUCCGCUGGCGGCACCUGCGGCGCCCCAAGGUGGCCAAGCUCCUCUGCCUGGGUGUCUGGGUGCUGAUCUUCCUGGGCUCCAUCCCCACGGCCAUAGUCCACAAGCAGAACCGCUGUGAGGUCCAGAACCAGACCGUUUCUCUCUGCUUCGAAAGCUUCAGUGACAACAUAUGGCAGAACAACCUCUUCCCCUUAGUUAUCCUGGCGGAAAUCUUGGGGUUUCUCCUGCCCCUCAGCUGUGUGACAUACUGCUCCAUCCGGAUCUUCCAGGAGCUCUGCCAGGGCAGCCAGACAAAGACCCUGCGGCAGCAGAAGACUGUCCGUCUCCUCUUGGUCAACCUGGUCAUCUUCAUCAUCUGCUUUGUGCCCUACAACACCACCCUGGCAGUGUAUGGGAUGAUAAAGGCCCGAGUGCUGAAGGUGGAGCCGGAAACCAAGGACUCGGUCCGCCAGGUGUUAAUCACCACGAUGCUGUUGGCCAGCAUGAACUGCACCCUGGACCCCUUGAUCUACUACUUCAGCACCGAGGGCUUCCGUAACACCUUCAAGAGGUUGCUGGGGACAGUGAGGGCUGCCAAAGGAAGGGCAGCUGAGAGCCAGGCUGGUAGCAAGGCAGGCAGAGGGAAGGGCUUUCCCAACAAGGGGAGGCACCUGAGCAAGCCGCUUUCCCCGCGAGCAGCUCUGCCGCAGGGGGACUCCCUGGGAAAGAGGGAGUUUGCCAAAGGGGGCUCCUGCACCCAGCGCCGCCAGACAAAGGGACCACACCUCGGCAGCACUGCCAGCGAGGGAGCAGGGCUGAGGGUGGAUGUGCAGGCCUAG
Messenger RNA from Chaetura pelagica (chimney swift), 1182 nucleotides. RefSeq names its product lysophosphatidic acid receptor 5 (gene LPAR5). The coding region runs from base 1 to 1182 and encodes 393 amino acids. Gene Ontology annotation, molecular function: G protein-coupled receptor activity. Gene Ontology annotation, biological process: behavioral response to pain; G protein-coupled receptor signaling pathway. The record is from RefSeq and is a predicted model, not a curated record. The transcript has 4 exons. NCBI's taxonomy places the organism in Eukaryota, Metazoa, Chordata, Aves, Apodiformes, Apodidae. Gene Ontology annotation, cellular component: membrane.